Molecule: messenger RNA, 1448 nt
Organism: Trichoplusia ni (cabbage looper)
Lineage: Eukaryota; Metazoa; Arthropoda; Insecta; Lepidoptera; Noctuidae
Exons: 9
Coding region: 177-1412 (411 amino acids)
Biological process (GO): transmembrane transport
Cellular component (GO): membrane
Molecular function (GO): transmembrane transporter activity
Source: RefSeq, a predicted model, not a curated record
UCAACAUUAAUUGGUGGCAUUAUCAAGGUCUUUAACAUCUUUGAUAAAGUAAUUACGUCACAUUAAAUCAUUCGGGAGAUGGAGUUAUUACAGUGGCACAGCUGAGAUGAUAAGCAGGUGUCUUGCUGAUUUGAGACAAAUAUUUUGGACGAAAGUAGUUUUAGAUACUUUUUAAAAUGAGUGACAUUGAUUUGCCCACGUUGGCUGAGAGGGAAAAAGCUAAAGCCCGGCUUGAAUUGAAGACGCCAAUGAAAGAGAUAAAUGAUGCGCUUAAAGCGUGUACAUUCGGGAAGUUUCAUAUUAAGUUACUGUUCAUAGCCUUUGUGGGAUUCGUGGCUGGAAUUCUGGCUAGCUCGUCGACCGCCUAUCUGUUAUCAAAUGCAGAAUGUGACCUACAUAUGAACUUAGUGCAAAAGGGAUUACUUAACGCUAUGCCGUAUAUAGGCAUGUUACUUUCAUCGAUUGUGGCUGGGUUUUUAACGGACGCAUUUGGAAGGAAGAUAUUUUUAACUGUAGGUUUUGGGGGCCUCUUCAUAUGCACAGUCAUAGCUGGUUCUAGUCAAACUUACGAAGUUCUAGUCACCGCUAAGUUUUUUGAAGGAUUAUUAUACGUAAUAGCGCCAUAUCCACACUUAUUCGAGAAGGAAAUGAAAGAAGAUGAUCCCGAAAAUACCAAAGCCGUAAAGAAAGUCAAAUUUGGCGAAAGAAUUAUGACAGGAUUAAAAAACCUUAAACCUCUUGUUAGACGACCAUUGUUAAACUAUUUAGCACUGAUCGGAGCCAUGCAGUGCGUUGUUUUGGGAGUGUACAACGUGAACAGGCUGUGGUUCCCACAAUUAUCUACAAUUGUCGAACAUUAUAAAUUUGAAGAUAAUAACAAUUUAUGUGACUUACUUGAUGUCUACACGAGCAGUCUAAAAAGUAAGAGCGUUUCAAAUGUGACUUCAGAAGUGUGUGUACCGCAUGUUAGCGGCUCAGAAACUUACAUAAAUAGUAUUAUAAUUGGUUUGAUAUGCCUUCUACCGUAUUUCAUAAGUGGAGCAAUUGUCAAUAAAGUGGGGAAGAAGGUUUUACUUUUUGUUGGAGGCUUUAUAUCGGUGGCAUCUUUACUUGGACUAAGAUGGGCCAAUUCGAAGGCUUUAAUGGUGGGACUGUUCUCUACGACUGCUGCUGUGACGCACACUAUGAGAAGUUUGGCUCAAGUUACCUUGAUUGAACUAGUACCUACUGCUACGAGGGCCUUAGCUCUCUCCCUGGUGAUGAUGACCGCUCGUAUGGGGACGCUGAUUGGCAACGUCAUGUUCCCCAUACUCCUCGCAAUGGGAUGUGCAAUACCUUUUUACAGCAUGGCAGCAGCAAUGGCGUUUGUGGUGUUUCUAACGCUGUUUUUGCCGAGAGGAAAGCAAUCAUAGUUUUUAGAUAAAUAAAAUAAUUAUAAAUAUACAGAC